CCAUUGAUUGGUUAUCUGGCCGCCGCUCGGCGCGGCGCCGGCUCCGCCCCCGUCGGGUGUUUGUGGUGGGGCUGCGGAGUCGCCGAUCCCGCCGGAAGCUCCAGGACAAUGGGGACCCGGGACGACGAGUACGACUACCUAUUCAAAGUGGUGCUCAUCGGGGACUCGGGCGUGGGGAAGAGCAACCUGCUGUCUCGCUUCACCCGCAAUGAGUUCAACCUGGAGAGCAAGAGCACCAUCGGUGUGGAGUUCGCCACGCGCAGCAUCCAGGUGGACAGCAAGACCAUCAAGGCGCAGAUCUGGGACACAGCCGGCCAGGAGCGCUACCGUGCCAUCACCUCCGCGUACUACCGCGGGGCGGUGGGCGCGCUGCUGGUGUACGACAUCGCCAAGCAUCUGACCUACGAGAACGUGGAGCGCUGGUUGAAGGAGCUGCGGGACCACGCGGACAGCAACAUCGUCAUCAUGCUGGUGGGCAACAAGAGCGACCUGCGCCACCUGCGGGCUGUGCCUACCGACGAAGCCCGCGCCUUUGCCGAAAAGAACAAUUUGUCCUUCAUCGAGACCUCGGCCUUGGACUCCACCAACGUGGAGGAGGCGUUUAAAAACAUCUUAACAGAGAUCUACCGCAUCGUGUCCCAGAAGCAGAUCGCGGACCGUGCGGCGCACGACGAAUCGCCAGGCAACAACGUGGUGGACAUCAGCGUCCCGCCCACCACGGACGGCCAGAAGCCCAGCAGGCUGCAGUGUUGUCAGAACCUGUGACCGCCCUCGGCCCCCCGGCCCCGCCCCUCCUCUGUGGCACCCACCCCCACCCGGCCCCCUUCUCCCUCCCAGCAAGCUCCAGACGGCCCGGCCUGGGUGGUGGUGGUGGAGGGGGAUCACCCGGGAAGAACGGAAAGCUGGGAGCCCCCACCCCCACCCACCCCCGGCUGCCCGUCACCCCUGUGCUUCCUGGGAGGGCGGAGGGGGUGCAGCCUGGACGGGGCGGCCCGAGGCCGGAAGAAGGACCCCCACCUGCAGAUUCCACGCCGCCUCUGCCCUGUCCUGCCCAGCUGGCCUCUGCACCCCGAACCCCGCUGCAGGCGGAGGGCGCGGCACCCUCUCCUCCGGGGAGCACCCAGGCCAGCGGGGGUGCUCGUUCGGGGUUUCCCCCACCCCGCCGCCCCCAGCAGCCCCGCACUGCACCUGCCUGCGGGAGAAGCCGCCCCCUCUCCCCGCACGCGCGCGCACUCUCUCCCGCACCCCUCCCCCCCAUGCCCUCUCUGUCUCGUCUCCCCCUGACCCUGCACCCCACCCCUGUCUGGUCAGGAGUCUGGGCGAGUGAAGCAAUAUCUCCUUGUUUUGUACAUACGCUCUUGUAGACUUCGGUUUUGUUUUCCUGUUUGGUUUUCGGUUGAUUGUAGAGAAACAUACUUUAUACACUUUGUAAGAUGACGCCAAACCCCAGCUCUCGGGUCUCUUAUUCUCCCCGCCCCCGCCCCCUCCCAGCCCUCUUUCCCCCUGCCCUGCUGUCACCCUCCAGCCUCAUCUCUCCCCUAGCACCCCUCGAACUCCCCCCCCUCCUCUCGCCAGUGCCCUUACUGAAAUGUAUAAUCCGACUUCCUGUC
Messenger RNA from Sorex araneus (European shrew), 1610 nucleotides. RefSeq names its product RAB11B, member RAS oncogene family (gene RAB11B). Gene Ontology annotation, molecular function: GTP binding; GTPase activity. The transcript is spliced from 5 exons. NCBI's taxonomy places the organism in Eukaryota, Metazoa, Chordata, Mammalia, Eulipotyphla, Soricidae. The record is from RefSeq and is a predicted model, not a curated record. Gene Ontology annotation, biological process: regulated exocytosis; constitutive secretory pathway. The coding region runs from base 109 to 765 and encodes 218 amino acids. Gene Ontology annotation, cellular component: recycling endosome.